Messenger RNA from Periophthalmus magnuspinnatus, 2432 nucleotides. Its product is annotated as immunoglobulin superfamily containing leucine-rich repeat protein 2-like. Bases 1 to 2430 code for a protein of 809 amino acids. The record is from RefSeq and is a predicted model, not a curated record. Gene Ontology annotation, molecular function: protein binding. The transcript is spliced from 2 exons. NCBI's taxonomy places the organism in Eukaryota, Metazoa, Chordata, Actinopteri, Gobiiformes, Gobiidae.
AUGCCCCCCCCUGUCUGCGGAGCUCACGUCGCUAUCCGCCUCCCCAAGAAAAAACACAAGAAACGGGGAUGUACCUUGGUUGUUCGGGGCCGUUUUUAUGCGGUGGUGGUGGCCGCAGAAGGAGCGCGGAGCCCGGGUCGCCCUUUCACCGCACCGACGGGGGAAUCCUGGAAGUGCGAGCCGACAGCGCGCUCGGUUCCAUGCGGCCGUGGCGGUGUCGCUCUUGUGCCCGAGGUGGCUGCUCCUGUGUCGGGCGGGGGCAGCACCUUCGACCCGGUAAAGGACCUCCAGACCUCCGGAGCAGCGGGGACACGAGCGGGGAGCCGGAGUGAGAGCGAGGCCGUAUGGAAGAGCGCGGAGAGCGGGCAGACAGACGCUGACAGCCCGGUGCAGAGUGCAGCGCUGCGGGGUCAGAGAGCAGAGAGAGCAGCAGGCGCGGGCACAACCCCCAACCCCCUCGUGCACGCGCCCGCCGCCUCCUCCGGCUCACACGGGCACGCGCACGGGGGGGUUGGGGGGGCGCUCGUGCGAUUCAAAAUGUCCGCCACGAGAUUGUCCUUCCUCUUGUUGUGCCUCUCGUCCAUCCUCUCCUCCUCCUCUUCCGCCUGCCCACAUCGCUGCGACUGUUUUGAUAGAAGCUCCAGACACGUCAUCGACUGUUCCUCCAAAGGCCUCACAGAAAUCCCACGUUUUUUACCUGCAAAUGUUACUACAGUUAGCCUCACCGCUAACCAGAUUGGUUCCAUACCUGCGCACAGCUUCAAGAACUCCAAGCUAGUCGCCUCAUUGUGGAUGAUGAGGAAUAGGAUUGUUUACAUCGAAAACGGAGCGAUUUCUAACUUGAUUUAUUUACGAAAUUUGGAUUUAGGCCACAAUAGAUUAAAAGACUUUCCCUGGAAUGAUCUACAAAAUCUUACAUCUUUACAACUGCUAAGACUGGAUAAUAACGAACUAAAAAGCAUACCGCAAAAUGCUUUUUCAAAUCUUAAACAUCUCAGCUCCCUUCGGCUCAACAAUAAUAAGUUCACAACUAUUUUUAAAGGGACAUUUGACGGUUUAGUUGCUUUGUCAUUUUUACAACUUUACAGCAAUCCGUUCGCAUGCACCUGCUAUAUGUACUGGCUUAAGCAUUGGAUUUUGAACUCUAACAUCGACAUUCCAGACCAGGAUUUGAUCACGUGCGCAACUCCAAACAAUGUAGAAAACGAAUCACUUGUAAAUUUGACUGAUUCAAAUUGUGUACGCCCAAUUGUGACGAUAAAUAUUGAAAAUGAGGAUCAAAAUGAGAGAUUCUACGAAGGAAGUUUGCUAGUUUUGACUUGUGAAUACAGCGGCAAUCCUCAACCAACUGUGAAGUGGAGAAUUAACAGUAAAAAAGAGUUAGCGCUGAAGCUAACAGAGAAUAACUCAGCCAAAAUGCUUGACAACUCCUUGAAAGUUUAUAAUAACGGUACACUUGUCAUUUCAAAUCUUAAAAAGGAAGAUAGCGGUGUUUAUAGUUGUUUUGCUGUGAAUGAGGCUGGUCAGGAUGAAAAAUCUGUUGUAAUCGAGAUUUUAGCAGAACAUGAAGUAACCAUAGCUAAUGAUGCUAAAGCUACACAGUCCACAAUCCAAGCAACACACUCUAGUUUGGAUUUUGACUCCAAAGAAGCAACAGAAAGUCAAUCAAAUGUGUUAGAAAAAGCUAUUAGCAAAUGUAACUUGUCUCCGGAUACAACAUAUGUUUCACGUUUUGUUUCUAAUGCCAGUUUUGACGACGUGAAGCAAUAUUCAUUCGACUUUGGUGUUUUAGCAUUAGCAGUAACUGAAACAGAAGCUGUUGUAAGGCUAAACUCUAUGCUAACGCCGCUAGAUCCAAAAGAAUCUAGCGAGGAAGAGGAUUUGAAUGGAAUAUUUUUAUGUCUUAGCUCAGAUCAAAAAGCAGUGCAGUGGACGCAUUUAGAAGACGGAAUUAGCACGUACUAUUUUGCGAAUUUGCGUCCCAAUACAAACUAUUCCCUUUGCUUAACGUUAAAAGGCAAAGAGUGCGAUGUGCAAGUGCAUUUUACGACUAGAAAACGCAUCCCGAACUUGAUAAUAAUAAUUUCUGUUAGCAUCUGCUUGCUAACGGUGUCCACUGUCCCUUUACUGGGUGCUACGUGCUAUCAUUUGAUCUACAAAUACCGCAGUCAGACAUACAGGAUGUAUCUGAAAGCCAGGGGGCAGUGUAGAGUGGAGAAGGCGACAUUCAGAGCGCAAACAGAGUCAGAGAAGGAUUUAAGCGAAGGUUUAGCAGAGGACGAGAUGACGGACAUCGGCGAAAAAGACACAGAGGAGAGUAUUCUAGCCGAUUCGACAUCCGUGGAUAAACUGACAAAUGAGUGCGAAGUGGAGUCGGAAUACAGCGACCGCCUGCCGCUCGGAGCUGAGGCCGAUAACAUCACAGAAUAAUC